UUCCGUGCUACACUAUUUUACAGUUGACUUGACGUGUCUCCGUUUUUGGCUUUGACGUAUGAAUCAUCCUUACCAAGAUGGCGAUACACCUGUUUCUCCGGUGGUGAUCCUUGUUGUUGUCUGCGCAACGUAAGAAAACAGCAGCAGGAACGGACUUUUAAUAAACUGGAGACGUGGUUAAACAGCUGGAGAGAACUCCGUCAUCCAAAAUGUCCACAGAGGAGCUGUCAGCCUCGGACAGCGAGGCUGCCUUCGCCGGCGCAGGGGUGCGAUGGGCACCGGUAGGCGCUGUGGCCAGUCCCGAGGAUGAGAGCGGGAGCGCUGGCCAGCCGAAGCAGAGAGGCUCGUCCUCGGCCACUGAUGAGGAAAUGGCCGCCAGGCUGGAGAAGCUGGAAGAGGAGCAGGACUUGCUGAACUCCUCUCUCCUUGCCCUCACCUCACACUUUGCCCAGGUUCAGUUCCGACUGAAGCAGAUAGUUCACGCCCAGACCGAGGAGAAGGAGAGGAUGCUGGCCGAGCUGGAGGAGUUCGCCUUCAGGGGCUGCCCGCAUGUAGUGGGCUGCCGAGCUCAAGAUGCCAAACAGCUGGAGAACUCGGGGGAUCUGAGUGAGAGGGAGAAGAGGGAGCGCCUGGAGGCUCAGAGGGAAAAACAGAAGGAUCUCAUUUUCCAACUGAAGACACAGCUGGAUGAUCUGGAGCGCUACGCCUAUCAGGAGGGCAGCUACGACUCGCUGCCGCAGUCUGUCGUCAUGGAGAGACAGAAGGUCAUCAUUGACGAGUUGAUCAAAAAGCUGGAUGUGAACCUGAACGAGGACAUCGGGAACAUGUCGCCCGAGGAGCUAAGACAGAGAGUGGACGCUGCCAUCGCUCAGAUAGUGAACCCAGCCAGGGUCAAAGAGCAGCUGGUGGAUCAGCUCAAAACCCAGAUCAGAGACCUGGAGAUGUUCAUCAACUUCAUCCAGGAUGAGGUGGGGAACCCUCUCUUACCAGAUGGACACAGCCAGCAGCCACGAGCAGCAGGGGCCAAUGCCAGAACUCCAGGAGUGAAGAAGAAAGUAGACUCGGAGCAGGCCCACAGGAUGCGAGAGACCGGCCUGCAGCUGAUCCAGAAGGCCCUCGCUGUGCUGCAGAUCUUCGCUGCCAGCCAGUUUGGCUGCGGGCCGGGCCACCUUCCUCAGAACACGUGGCCUCAGGAGUCGAUGCAGCAGGACUACGGGCCCCUGCUGCAGCGUCUGGAGGCAGCUGUGGACAAGGUGCGAGUGCUGGGCUCGUGCAGACAGCCAUCCCUCGAACACGUCGUCAACUACACCAGCAACUCGGCGCUGGGACCUCGAGACGAGCUGACGUCGUCGGUGAGGAAGGAGCUGGCGGUCGCUCUGAAAGACUUGUUGGCUCACGGCCUCUUCUCCCCCUCCCAGACCAUGAGCCUGGUGCUGGCCCCCAUUUCCUGCCUGCUGCCUUACAGACCAGCCCCACAGAACAUGCACCCAUGGGAACUCUUUGUUAAGUUCUACCACUCCAAAAACGGGAAAGCAUUUGUGGAGACACCGGCCCGCCAGCUUUCACAGUCCUUCAGCCUGCCUGUAGGGGGCGGCUCGGUGACCGUCACCCCAAAACAGUCUCUGCUGUGGGCCAUCCACAACGUGCUGAAGGAGCACGGGCGCUACAAACGAGGGCCAGACACCGAGUUCAAAGCGCUGGUGUGCAUGGCUCUGAACGAGCAGCGGCUGGUGUCGUGGCUCAACCUGCUGUGCAAGUCUGGUACUCUGAUACACCCGCACUACCAGUGCUGGAGCUACAUGGCCCAGACCGGCUUCGAAGGAGCCCUGCGAAUCCUGGGCCGCAUCAGCCACCUCAAAUUCAACCUCCCGGUGGACCUGGCUGUUCGGCAGCUGAAGAACAUUAAGGAUGCUUUCUGAGGAGGCAACACAUCCCAUAAAAAAGUAACGAAAACAUCAGUCUCUGAUAUCAAGUAUUUUUAUCAGCUAAACUACACUGCUCUUACCUGGCGUUCAGGACCAAAAGCAUGACUUUGUGCUUCAAGUAUGUAACCUUUUUUAAAGGUUUUUUAAGUAGCCACCCAUCUUAAGUAAAGUGCAAGUAUGUGAUGUCUAAAGUACAUGCAUGGAUGAUUGUGUUGUGUGUCAGCCACGAGCAACCAUAAUCUGCAUAUCCCACUAUGUUUAAGAUGCCAAAAUGUCAAAGAUGACAAUGCUACGCGUACUGUAAACAUGCCUUAGAAUGGAGAUUGUUGUUGUGUUUAGAGAAGCCUUCCUGACCUGUGCUCAUCAUACCGGAUCAUUCCCCCGUGUACAUGAUAUCAUCCUAACCCGUGCAACAAAGAGAGAGGUUGGACGCGUACAGUAUUCAAUACUGUAAUGUGCUCACUGCUGAGACAAUCCAGGAAGAAGAAAAAAAUGAGCAGAAAGGCUUCUACACAGUAAGUAAGAGCUCGUGAUGUAUUGGUCCAUUGUUCACAGUGAAAAAGUACCGGGACUAAAUCAUGUGUAGCAGAUUGCUUGAUCAGGUCAACUUAAAAUGUCUUACACCUCUUACAGUUUCCAUCAUAAUGCACUCUUCAAAUGUAAAGUUUUGUGUAACAUUGUCCACAUGUGCGCAGCUAUCAAUGACUCCAACGUCUGAAGCUGUUCUCACUUAAGCACGUUGUGUUUCGGGUGUGUUAGACCCUGUAUGAACUGCUGCUUUUCUCCUAUUUCAGGUGACGUUUAAAUGACCGUAUGAUAAGAAUGAUGUAAUAUCCCGUAUGUAACAUGAUUGUAGGAUGUAAGAGGUUUAGUUUUGUUUUCUGUUUUUUCAGCAAAAGUAGUUUUUAUCUUCCUGAGACAGCUGAGUUGCACGAAUCAUAUCCUUAAAUUCUGAAUGUACAAACCAUAGAUGCUAUUAAACUGA
Messenger RNA from Sander lucioperca (pikeperch), 2910 nucleotides. RefSeq names its product RUN domain containing 1 (gene rundc1). The record is from RefSeq and is a predicted model, not a curated record. Bases 210 to 1919 code for a protein of 569 amino acids. The transcript has 6 exons. NCBI's taxonomy places the organism in Eukaryota, Metazoa, Chordata, Actinopteri, Perciformes, Percidae.